AUGGGACAAUCUUUAAGUAAUAAUAGUUUACAAUCAAACUAUAAUAUUGAAGUUGUCAAUAGCAAUCAGACAAUACUACCAGAUUUGAUAUGGAGAUCGAUCAUUGAACUAUUAUCAUAUGAUCAAUGUAGAAAUCACCGACACGAUUUCAAUGUAUUAUCAUUAUCAUUGAUAUCUCAUUAUUGGUUAGUGAAUAUCGUUGCUAAAUCAUCACCUAAAAUCACAACACUUGACAAUAAAUGUAAAUUCUUAAUAAACUAUCCUAAAUCAUUUCAAAGAUCACAAAAGAAAUUAAAUAAUAAUAAUAAUAAUAAUAAAACAACAAUAACUAAUAACAAUGAUAACAAAGAAGAGAACAAGUUUAAUAUUGGCAAACUUACAUUGAAAUUUGGUAGAAAAAACAAUACAAAAAUAAGCAAUUCAGGUCAGUGGUUUGAUAAUUAUAAUAAUGCAUUGGCAACCAAUUGGUCGUUAGAUUCGCUGACUUUUGUAGACUCACCAUACUCACUGCCCCUGAUUAAACUCUCGGUUGCACGUCAACUCCGCAAGCUAAGAGUCUACAGCGCUGACCUGCAUAAUCCAAUCAUCUGGUCGGAAUUCCCCAAGCUCGAAAAAAUGAUCGAUGCUUCUGUCUCGCAUCCCGGUGAAGAACCGCAGUCUUUCCUAGCGGGACUGACCAAUCUCAGACAUCUCUCCAUAACCAACGAGAAUCGCUCUGACGAUCGAGACAGAGAACUGAACAUUCUGCUCAUGAUGGAAUAUACGAUGAGCGAGAAUAUCACUUCAAAGGUGUUCAUGAAGGAUAUCACAUCGAUCGGUCACCAACUGGAAACCAUCAAACUGAAAGGUAAAUAUACUUUGACGUGUCAGUUGUUUUCGGUGAUUGGACAACUUGUCAAUCUGAAGCGAUUGUCGCUGACCGAAGCACUGGAUGUCGGUCAUGUCAAUCAGUUGGUGAAGCUGACCGACUUGGUCAGACUCUCUGCCAAGUUCAACGAGCAUCGAUCAGACGAGAAUGCAUUGCACCACUUCCUCAGGAACAAUCAGAGUGUCAGACAUUUGAAAGUUCGUGAACUCACGGAUAUCGGUAAGCGUGACAGACAAACACUGCUGAUUGAUCUACUCGAACAAGCCAGUCCGAUACUUGAAGAAGUCCGACUCAUCAUCGAUCAAUCUCUCAAGAGCACAGCACCUCCUACCAGCUACUCCAACAUCAAUCAAACAGUGACAUUCAUUACCGACAGUCAACAACAACAACAAAAACAACCAAAACAAAAAACAAUCCUAUGA
Heterostelium album PN500 is the source of this 1290-nucleotide messenger RNA. RefSeq lists its product as uncharacterized. The transcript has 2 exons. Lineage: Eukaryota; Evosea; Eumycetozoa; Acytosteliales; Acytosteliaceae. The record is from RefSeq and is a predicted model, not a curated record. The coding region runs from base 1 to 1290 and encodes 429 amino acids.